Messenger RNA from Arabis nemorensis, 543 nucleotides. NCBI's taxonomy places the organism in Eukaryota, Viridiplantae, Streptophyta, Magnoliopsida, Brassicales, Brassicaceae. The record is from the annotation of a GenBank genome assembly.
AUGCAGCCUACGAGCUCAAUGAAAGAGGAAUUUCUAAAGAAAUGGCAAACGGGUCUCCGAAUCUUCCGACCUUCGAUAGACAACACGAGCGUCUCCGAGAGAAAGAAAGCAAUAAAGCUCUCUGCAGAUGUUGCAAUGGCGUCUCUAAGAAAAGGAACAACUUGUUGGAGCCGAGCCCUAAUCCAAAAAACCGCCACCGAAGACAACUUCCUCGUACGUCAGAUGCUCUCCGGCAUCAAAGAGGAAACGUUAAUCAACAAGAAGUUGCCUACGAAGAUUGUGUGUCAUAGAAAGAUCGUGAGACGAAGCAAGAAGAUCUUGAGGAGGAAAUCGAAAUCAGCGAGUGAAGAGGUCGCUGCAAAAGCUAAGAGACUUGUUAAGAGAAAGACUCAAGGGUUAAGAAACGUUGUCCCCGGUGGAGAGCUUAUGAGCAAUGACAUUUUGUUGAUACAAGAAACCUUAGAUUACAUUGUUUCGCUUCAGACGCAAGUGAGUGUUAUGAGGAGUAUUGUUGAUGCUGCCGAGGCCGGAAUUGAUCGGUAA